Funneliformis mosseae is the source of this 1479-nucleotide messenger RNA. NCBI's taxonomy places the organism in Eukaryota, Fungi, Glomeromycota, Glomeromycetes, Glomerales, Glomeraceae. The record is from the annotation of a GenBank genome assembly.
AGUGUCAAAAGAGAAUUAAAAGCUAUAGGAAAAGCCGCAAUAAGCAGAAAAGAAGAUUUUGAAAAAUGUCUAGAAAUUUUAGAUGCUGCGAACAUUGAACGUAGUAGUGCAACAAGUAGUACAAGUGGUUUGGGUGGAAGUGUGAUUCAUGGCGGUUUAAAGAUUGUAAAAAGAAGUUCAAGUCCUGCUAAUCAUCGAGUAGGAAGUCCAUAUGUACACCAUCGAAUAGGAAGUCCUAAUGUUCAUAAAAAUGCCAAAGAGAAAGGGUCCAAGAAAAAAGGAGCUAGCAUGAAAAUAAAGGUCGAAGAUUCAGAUAAUGAUUAUUUUCCACCUCAAAGGAAAGAAUCUUUAAAGACCAGCUCUGGUACUCACAGGAAAAAAAAGAUAUUAAAGAGAAGCGCACCGAGUGAUGAUGAGUGCGAUUCUUCAGACUUCGAAGGAAUAGUAAAAGGAUCACGAACUUCGACGCCAAAUCGUUCUGUUCAAAAUAAAACCUCGAAGUCAGGAAAUACAGGUUCUUUUAAAAAGAGAAAGCGUAGCACUUCGGAAGUUACAAAUGCUACAAUUGAGGAUACGCCCGUUGUUAAAUCAAAGGACCAAGUGGCGAUCAAAACAUUUUAUGACUAUGUCGAGCCUUAUGUUAGGGAUUUCAAGGAUGAAGACAUACAAUUUUUAGAAUCAAAGGGAGACGAUAUCGCGCCAUACGAAAUUCCGAAACUUGGAAAGCACUACUUGGAAGUUUGGGCAGAAGAAGAACGUAAUCUUCUUCCUCAAACACCUGAUGAACUAGAGCCACGCCGAAUCGAUCACAUGGAUAUUGAUGGUCCUCUAAAGUCCCAUGAUGGUGACUAUAAACAACGAUCUGCUAAUUUCAUAGUCGAUCGUUUACUAGCGGCCUUUCUUGAAUAUCCAGAAGCUGCAACUUUCCUAAAUCAACUUGAUGAGUCACAAGUAAAUGGUCAAAAUGGCCAGAAUGGGCAUCAUGAAAGAGAGGUUGAACAUGAUCGAGAUAAAUCCCAAAUGGACGAUCGACUUAAGAGAGAACUUCAAGCAUUGGACUUGAUGGAUGGAAACGACAUACAAUGGGACGAACGCGAAGAUGAUGAAAUAAGCAUCAAAUUGCGGGAAUUGCAAGCAAAGCUUCGCGAACAAAGCAAGCGGAACAAUUAUCGUAAGCAGAUUUUGAUCGAAAGAGUAAAAGCUCAAAUAGGUUGGCAACAAUACCAAUCAUAUUUGGAAACUCUUGAUAAUCAAAUCGAAGAUGCUUAUUUGGCCAGAUUCCUCGACAAGGAUAAGUCGAAAAUUACAAAGACAAAGAAAAACAAGAAGCCGACGCCAUCCAUUUCUGAAGUUGAGUCACUUCUUGACCAACGUAAAAAAUUAGUCGGAGGAAUUGGCGCUUCUUUUGCUCCGGAAGAUCAAUAUUCCUUCGCACCUGGACAAUCACUUUUCGACAAGGAGAUCAUAGCAAAAUUGUAG